AGUGAUCAGAGUUGCAGAGACUGAGGAUCAAGUGUAUAUAAAACAAUGGAAUUCAGAAAACUGACCCUGUUAAAGUUUUUGGAGCUGGCGAUUGCCAUUGCUUGCAUUGGUUUACAUUACAAAACGCGUACAAAUGAUUUUGAUACAGACACUUUAUCUUGCACCUCUUUUGGUGGUUAUAUCAUCAUUUUAAUAGGAACUAUUGCAGGGGUUUUGAUGGGCACGCCAAUAAGUAGAAGGAUCUAUAUUUUCUAUUGUCUAGUAGGAUGCGCUACUUUUGUUGGAGCAGGAGCUUUGAACAUCGAGAUAAUGAAACACUGGGGAAAGUCAGAACUGAGAGAUUACGGAUUUUCGAAGGCGAUUUUGGCCAUUAUCAAUGGCUUUGUAUUCUUGGCUGAUGCCUUGGUGGAGUGGCGUGAAUAUUAAAUUAUUAUUGUUAAUUUU
Messenger RNA from Anoplophora glabripennis (Asian longhorned beetle), 444 nucleotides. RefSeq lists its product as uncharacterized. Gene Ontology annotation, biological process: septate junction assembly. Bases 46 to 426 code for a protein of 126 amino acids. NCBI's taxonomy places the organism in Eukaryota, Metazoa, Arthropoda, Insecta, Coleoptera, Cerambycidae. The record is from RefSeq and is a predicted model, not a curated record. The transcript is spliced from 3 exons.